Phialemonium atrogriseum is the source of this 498-nucleotide messenger RNA. RefSeq names its product ribosomal protein L11. Gene Ontology annotation, biological process: translation. The transcript is spliced from 5 exons. Gene Ontology annotation, cellular component: cytosolic large ribosomal subunit; ribosome. NCBI's taxonomy places the organism in Eukaryota, Fungi, Ascomycota, Sordariomycetes, Cephalothecales, Cephalothecaceae. The record is from RefSeq and is a predicted model, not a curated record. Gene Ontology annotation, molecular function: large ribosomal subunit rRNA binding; structural constituent of ribosome. The coding region runs from base 1 to 498 and encodes 165 amino acids.
AUGCCUCCCAAAGUCGAUCCCACGGAGAUCAAGGUCAUCCACCUCCGGGCCACCGGUGGUGAGGUUGGAUCCUCCGCGACACUUGCCCCCAAGAUCGGUCCUCUGGGUCUUUCCCCCAAGAAGGUCGGAGAAGAUAUCGCCAAGGCGACUGGUGACUGGAAAGGACUCCGAGUCACCGUCAAGCUCACCAUCCAGAACCGCCAGGCAGCGGUCUCCGUCGUCCCGAGCGCCUCAUCACUCAUCAUCCGAGCACUGAAGGAGCCGCCGCGCGACCGGAAGAAGGAGAAGAACAUCAAGCACAACAAGAGCAUCCCCCUGGACGAGAUCAUCGAGAUUGCGCGGACAAUGCGGUUCAAGUCCUUCUCCAAGGAGCUGACGGGCACUGUUAAGGAGAUUCUGGGCACUUGCUUCAGCAUCGGUUGCCAGGUGGACGGAAAGAGCCCCAAGGCCAUCAGCGAUGCGAUCACUGCGGGCGAGAUUGACAUUCCCGAUGAGUAA